This is a messenger RNA of Sceloporus undulatus (fence lizard), 2441 nucleotides long. Its product is annotated as protein-lysine methyltransferase METTL21E-like. Gene Ontology annotation, molecular function: protein-lysine N-methyltransferase activity. Gene Ontology annotation, biological process: peptidyl-lysine methylation. Lineage: Eukaryota; Metazoa; Chordata; Lepidosauria; Squamata; Phrynosomatidae. The coding region runs from base 1 to 915 and encodes 304 amino acids. The transcript has 7 exons. Gene Ontology annotation, cellular component: cytosol; cytoplasm. The record is from RefSeq and is a predicted model, not a curated record.
AUGGCUUUGCCUGAAAAGACAACCCAUGUCUUUACAAUUAUAAAGGUCACAGAAGGUCAAGAGAUCUGUGUCAUUGAAGCUAUGAAGAUGCAGAACAGUUUGGUUGCUGCAAAAACUGGCAAGCUGUACUCAGAACAUGAGGCCACUGUUGGAACAGAAUAUGAAGAAACAAAAUGGUUCCCAAUAGACAAAGGUGUCAGGCUAAUUGAAAGGUUUGCCAGCAAGGAAUAUGGGGCUCCAUCCAGAAAAAGACCAAAUGGAGAUGAAGAGAUUGUUGCAGAAAUCAUGGGGAGAUGUUUCUCUCCUUCACUGAUAACAACCGAAGCCUGGGAAGGAUUUAAUUUUGCUGGCCAUGAGAUAAAGAUUAGGGAAGCCACUGACUGUUAUGGAGCUGUGGUCUGGCCUUCGGCUCUUGUUUUGUGCCACUUUUUGGAAAAGAAUGUGAAAUCAUAUAACGUGACUGACAAAAAUGUAAUUGAAAUUGGAGCGGGAACAGGUCUGGUCUCCAUAGUCGCCAGCAUCCUUGGUGCCCAUGUGGUUGCCACAGACUUGCCUGAAUUGAUAGGAAACCUACAGUACAACAUUCUCAAAAACACCAAGAUGAGAUGCAAACAUGAACCUCAAGUGAAAGAACUGUUCUGGGGGGUGGAUUUGGAGAAGAAUUUCCCAAGAUCUUCAUGCCACUUUGACUACAUCUUAGCGGCUGAUGUUGUCUACCACCACCCUUAUUUGGAGGAACUGCUUCUUACCUUUGAUCACUUGUGCAAGGACAACACAGUCAUAAUCUGGGCAAUGAGGUUUAGACUAGAGAAAGAAAACCAGUUUGUGGACAGAUUCAAAAAGCUAUUUGACCUGCAAGUAAUUACUAAUUUCCCCAGUUUAAGUAUAACUCUUUUUAAGGCAAAGAGAAGAUGAAGAGCAAAAUGGUCUCCAGUUUCUACAUCCUGAGAGUUAAUUAGCUGAUUGUCAGUACAAAUAUCUGAUGGUUUAUCAUCAGAAUUGAGUCCUCUGGAUUUAAAUGUCCAUGAUUGCUGCAGUACCUAGACAUUUGAUUCUCUGCUCACAGUCCAGUGUUGAACUGUCAAAGUGAUAAUCACGAGAUUAUGGUUUAUUGUGAGUCGUAGGAGAUUAUCACAUGGAGGACAGGAUAGGGACAGGAUUGCUCUCCUGUCCUUAUCCUGUCCAUGACCUAAGUGAAACUUAUUGUGCAAAUCACUUUCACACUGCAGCUGGCUGAAAAGCCGUUAUGGUAUUAAUGGGUUAAGCUGUUAAUACAAAAAACUGCAAAUAAUGGCUGAAAGUGCUUUCAGCGGGCAUCUGAAAGUGCUUUUCAGCCCACUGCAGUGUGAAAGUGAUUUGUGCAAUUAGUUUUACUCAUGCUUCCCUUCUGGGUCAAGUGUGAAAGUCCUUCCCACAGUCAGGCAGGAAGGACGGGUGAGGGAUGGGAAGAUGACAUCCCAUCCCUCAUGUGACAAUCUCCUAAGGAUCAUGCAUGCCUUUGUAUAAGCAGGCAUUGUACUGCAAGGUCAGAGUUAGCUUAACUGUGAAUUGUACUUGAAAAGUAUGCUUCCCUUUUAGAAAAACAAAUUACUUCAAUGGUGGAAGGCCAGCCAUACCACAGUGAGGCAGAGGAUGAUGGCAAUGAAUGAUGGGGCCUGAGGAAAGAUGACAAAGAGUUGCAUGUGUCAUGCAUCAAGGCUUGUACCCAAUGGCAGCAUCAGGAAAAAAAGAAUUCUGGGUGAGCACAGAAGAAACAAGUUAUUUCUUGGUAGUGGCAAACCUUCAAGCUGCUAAAAUUGGUUUGGAGGGGAUGCAUGCCCUUCCCAGUCCUUAUUUUGUUCCUCUCUGAGCUGCCCUGAUUCUAAUAUGUGAAAUAUUGCAUUUGCAUAUGUAAUGUCAUGAUAGAAGCCCAGAAAUGGAGCAGGGAAGCUGGGCAGGCAAGUAGGUGUGGAGUCACUUGCCUCUAUGCCCCUCCUGGAUCUACUCUUUCCUGCCUCCCCUCAGCUAAUCUGCUGCCAUUAGGUGCUGAAGAAAGACUUGCCUGUCAGUUUGGCCUGAUUUUCUUGGAAUAGCAUAGUGUAAAGCCAUCUUGCCCUUGACCCUACAGCGAAAGUCACUCUGUGUGUGUGUGUGUGUGUGUGUGUGAGAGAGAGAGAGAGAGAGAGAGAAAGAAUAUCAAUUGGGUAAAUGCUCCUUAAUACGAAAACAAAUAAAACAUUACAGGCUAACAGAAAACUAACUUUCAGAUAAGUAAAACCCUUCUCUCAUAUGGAUCAGAACACAGUCAGACUAGGACAAAUUACUUAAUUAAUUAUACUUAAGGAACUGAUGUAGAAUGUUGGUCUGAUAUCUCUAUCAUUUUUCUCCCUCAGAGCAAAUGUACAGAACAAUACACAUGCAAAUCACUCCUGCAUUCCCAGGCUCACAUAGUAUAUAUAUAC